This is a messenger RNA of Astyanax mexicanus (Mexican tetra), 1279 nucleotides long. RefSeq names its product glutathione S-transferase omega-1. The record is from RefSeq and is a predicted model, not a curated record. NCBI's taxonomy places the organism in Eukaryota, Metazoa, Chordata, Actinopteri, Characiformes, Acestrorhamphidae. The transcript has 7 exons. Gene Ontology annotation, biological process: glutathione metabolic process. The coding region runs from base 164 to 886 and encodes 240 amino acids. Gene Ontology annotation, cellular component: cytoplasm. Gene Ontology annotation, molecular function: glutathione transferase activity; glutathione dehydrogenase (ascorbate) activity.
CACAGGUUAUCCGCCCAGUGGAACUUGCGGGGCGUGUCCCAAUACGAGUAGAGAAAAAAUAAGGUAACUAUAAACUGGCACUUCCUCCUUGUUACUGCUCAGUGCGUUAGAUACGUAAUCUUACAUUCUCCAAACAGCAGAUCAGCAGAUCUCCUUAGACACUAUGGCUGCGACUCAGAAAUGCUACGCUAAAGGGAGCUGUGCUCCUGGUCCAGUCCCAGAGGGCCAUUUAAGGAUCUAUAGCAUGAGAUUCUGCCCUUUUGCCCAGAGAACAAGACUAGUGCUCCAGGCCAAGGGUAUUAAUUUUGAAACAGUGAACAUUGAUCUGAAAGAAAAGCCGGAGUGGUACCUGGAGAAGAACCCUCAGGGUUUGGUGCCAACAUUGGAGUUGCCCAAUGGGAAGGUUAUCUAUGAAUCUCCAAUCACAUGUGAAUACCUGGAUGAAGUGUAUCCUGGGAAGAAAUUGAUGUCCUCUGACCCAUUUGAAAAAGCCCAGCAGAAAAUGCUGCUGGAGGAUUUCUCAAAGAUUGUUCCAUUGUUCUACAGGAUUCCUGGGACCAAGAGUAAAGGUGAGGAUAUAUCUGCACUGGAAACAGAGCUGAAGGAGAAACUCUCCAAGCUGAAUAAGGUUCUGGUGAACAAGAAAACCAAAUACUUCGGCGGUGACUCAGUGUCAAUGAUUGAUUACUUGAUCUGGCCGUGGUUUGAGAGGGUCGAGGCGUGGCAGCUGAAGCAGUAUUUGGACGGCACUGCAGAGCUUAAGAACUGGACUUUGCGUAUGCAAGAGGAUCCAACUGUGAAGGCCAUCAUGUUUAAGCCAGAAGACCACAAAGUCUUUUUUGACUCAUUUAUGGCUGGAAAACCAAAUUAUGACUAUGGUCUAUAGAAUUAUGUCUUUACUGUUGUGGAAAUGUUUCAUUUUCAUUUCGAACUAAUUUCAAAGUUGUAAUCCGUCCUUUUUCUACGAUUUUUUUUCUUCUUUUCUUCGUCAACAUUAUUUGUUAUAAAUACUCAACAUUGCUUUUAUUUAGGUUGUCUCAGUUUUAAUUGGCAAAAUGUUUGUGUAGCAAAAAAACGAUACAAAAAAAAUCAGUAGACAGCUAAUGGCCAGCUUGGAAGCAGAGCCUUGCCUCUGUUGUGGUUGUUAUAGUGGGGUGGGAAUGCUUUAUCUUUUCAUGCAUCUACACGUUCAUGCAUCUACACGUUCUAAAUGCUGCAAAACCAGUACUGUCUGUGUUCUUAAACAAAUAAACUGCUUUCAAAAGGCAGCUGAAUUUUG